AUGGCUGGAAACAGAAACGCAGAUGAAUUGCUGAAGUGGGGCUUGCAACAUGCGCCGACGACGGCCGACGGACAGUCGUCUGUGACGCAAGUCACUGACGAUAUCGCAGCCGGACGCCGCCCCGAUCUCCAGGACCCGAAUCUGUAUAAUGCGAUUAUGGGCAAGAGUGAGGCGCAGAUGAUGCAAGAAGAGCUCACGGUGGCUAUGGACACGAGCCGCUCAGAAGAAGAUCGCUCCACUGCCCUCGACAACUUUGAAAUGCUGAUCGAGCAGGUGGAUAAUGCCAAUAAUAUGGAGUCCAUGCAAAUGUGGCCACCGAUGCUCAGCUUGCUCGGCGCCCCGCAGCCCGAGAUCCAGCUCCAGGCUGCGUGGAUCGUGGGCACUGCCAUGCAGAACAACGACAAGGCGCAGGCCGUUGCCCUCGGCCACGGCGUGCUUAACCCCCUUUUGACACUGGUCAAGUCGCCGACGCCGUCGGUGCGCAACAAGGCGAUGUAUGCCAUUUCCUCGCUGCUCGGCCACUUCCCUGCAGCUGUGGCACAGUUUGCCGAGAAGGAUGGCUGGACGCUGCUCAACGAGGCGCUACAAGACUCGAGCAUCGUGCUCCGCCGCAAGGUGGCCUUUAUGCUGAACCAGCUCCUGGUUCAGGACCCGAGCGACCCAGCGCAACCUGCAAUGGACGAGGACACAGAGUCGACGGCGACGGCGGUUGCUCCACGCGACUCCAAGCUGCCGCCGAUGCCUCUCGAACAGGGUCCCGCGACGAAACGUGUCAAGGUUAAGCACCCUGAUGUGGCACAGGCCCUUCUCGAGAGUGGCAUCCUGUCCACUCUGCUCGACUCGCUCCUGCCCAACGGCACGGGCCCUGCAGCCUCGUGCAACAACGAGCCGACGCGCAAUGACCUGGACUAUGCGGAAAAAGCAGUGCAGGUCAUCUUUACACUCGUGGACAAGAGCCGCCGCGCUUUGCCACUCCCUCACGACAAGCUCCUUGCGCUCGCUCAGGACCUCGAAGGACCUGCACAGGACGCGCAAGGUGGCGCUACGACGCGCGCUGAUGAACUCAGUGUGGACCAGACGGCUCUGCAGUCGUUCAAGACCACGCUCGCAUAA
Messenger RNA from Malassezia japonica, 1113 nucleotides. It is a transcript of the gene FES1, whose product is annotated as hsp70 nucleotide exchange factor fes1. Bases 1 to 1113 code for a protein of 370 amino acids. Gene Ontology annotation, molecular function: adenyl-nucleotide exchange factor activity. Lineage: Eukaryota; Fungi; Basidiomycota; Malasseziomycetes; Malasseziales; Malasseziaceae. The record is from RefSeq and is a predicted model, not a curated record. Gene Ontology annotation, cellular component: endoplasmic reticulum. The transcript has a single exon.